Messenger RNA from Bursaphelenchus xylophilus (pine wood nematode), 8576 nucleotides. The record is from the annotation of a GenBank genome assembly. NCBI's taxonomy places the organism in Eukaryota, Metazoa, Nematoda, Chromadorea, Rhabditida, Aphelenchoididae.
AUGUUUGUCGCUUACCAAGUCCGUCCGCUAACGUGUUCUCCUCCUCCUCGACUGCUUUUGUCCCCACCGUUGACUAACCGCUUUAACUGCAGUCCUGUCGCGCCGCCGUGUGAAUGGACCAAGCUGACGCCCUCUAAACGGAAACUGGAGCCCACCGCCCCGCCCUCGACGUCCAAGUUGCGACGUGAGCUGAGUCCGGCCGUGCGCCAGGCCAUCAUCAAGUACGCGUUGAAGAGCAGCGACCACCAGGAGCGGAACGGCGGCGAUGCGACGCAAACGCCGCAGGCAACGGGAAGCGCGCCGCCGUCGGACGGCACGGCCACAACAAAGUGUAGGCUUGGUGGCUGGGGCGGAAAGAACGAGUUGUUUUGAGGAAUUGCUCCGGAUAUUUAUUUGAAGGCCAACUUUUGACGUGUGCCAAAAAAACUAAAUUUUUUUUCGUUCUUUUUGCGCUGCAGAAAAAAUUGAUGUUGUGGUUGUGGUAGUCGGCGGUUUUCUGGUAUUUUUAUUAUUGUGGCUUUGUGCAUUUUCCAAUUUUUGGGUAAAAUACGGCGCUUCUGCCACUUUCUUUUCAAAAAACGCAAAAAAUGCAUUCAAGAAAAGUUUAAAGGCAAAUCCUGAAAGAAAAGUCCAAGUCGGACUUUUAAUAGGCCGCAGUGAAAUUCGGCUUGCGGAAUCGGUAAUUUUGGGAAAAUCGAAGCGCGCAAUUAGCCAACUCCCAAGGCAGGCUCUUCCAGCUUUAACUUCUUGAAAUUUCGCCGCAGGCUCUUCGCUGGGCGUCGAGAUGCGUACUUGAGAUUUAUUAGUCUUUUUACUCGGGAUAUCUGAUGGGGAAUUUAAGUUUUUGGCAAGUUUUGAAACAAAAAAUCUCGAUUUUUUGCAAAGCGUGGGCUAAAAAUCUGAAAAAUGUAGCUUAAUCUAAAUACCCAAAAUUUCGUCAAGUUCGGAGCUUGAGGAUUUGAGAAUUUGAGAAUUUGACCUUUUUUUUGCCAAAACGGGUCAUAAUUUAUAAGGGAAGUACCUCAAGUUCGACGCUCCGAUUUUCUUCAAAUUUUGCACACACUUCAGGCAUAUACUAAAUAUCAAUUACUGGAAGUUCUAGCUCGCGCUUUGCAGGCGCCGCCGAGAUAUUGAAAGAUCUUUGCCGCCGAGAGUACGCCAAGCGAGGAGAGCGGUCAGAGAAAAAAAAAACACUUUUUGGUCAUAACUUUGCUAGUUUUGUGCGGAAAAAAUUGAUUUUUCGUGGAAACAUUACCCUUUACCGUAGAACUAGACAUGAAAAUUUUCGUGUCGAAAGUCAGCAAAAAGUCUCAAAUUUUUGCCGACUUUCUAUCUAAAAAUCUCGGUUGUUUUUGCAAAGCAAAGGCGCUUAGAUUCUCGCAUAUAUUUCAGAAAAGAUUGUUCUAAAUUUGUGACAAGUUUCAUCAAAAUCUGAGCGCCGCACUUGGGGUAUUUCCCUUGUUACUACAACUCACUCUAAAAUCAUCAAACAUAAUGGAUUUCUCAUCAAACUCCCUCAACUCUUCCCCCACCCCUCCAACUCCAAUCCUGACCACCGCCCGCCGAGUUUCCCGACCUCCACCACCCACCCCACUCAUCGCCGGCCCCACGGGACGCGCCGACGUCUUCGGCACUGAACCCGGCGGCCGUAAAAACCCGAGUUUUGGGCCGUUUAAGGCCCGAAGAGGGCGAAGACGUCGGGAGGCGAAAAAACAAAAAGAAAAGCCCAUCGGAUUCUGCGGCUUUUUUCUUGGAAGACGACCGCGAAGAAUGUCUCCCUUCUCGGGUCUUUCGGGCCGGGACUUUGGCAUCUCCAGAAACUCCGGGUUCCCGUUUCAGUCCCAUUUGUUUCGGUGGGUCCGACAAAAAAUCGCUUAGCUUUUGAGGAGUAGGGGAGAGUUUAGGGUCUACUCUGCUUUUUGUGUUAUUUAUUACCUGAUUUUUUUUUAGAGAAAAAAAUCUGAAAGUUCGAAAAAAAAUAUUUAAAAAUCUUAUUUUUUCCAAAUUUUUUUUCAAAAAAAGUCAUCGUAUCUUGGCAAAAACUCAACUUUCAUAUGUAUCCUUAGUAUAAAAUCACCCUAUAUUUUUACUUUUUAUAAGCAAACGGGUUCCCCACGCGCAAUAAUUAAUUGUUUUCCCAUGAAAACAGUUUUUGGCGGGGGUUCGAUGGGAAAAAAUCUAAAAGCAGUAAAUGCAUUAGUAUUUUUUUUAUUUUAUAUGGCUUCCAAACGGUUGUGGGGCUUAGAGAAUGGUGAGCUAUUUUAUACGAAUAUCUUGCUAUUUUCGGGGGGAUUCAUCACAUUUUGGCCCUCAGAUUUUGAUGAAACUUGGAAAAAAUUUUGAUCUGAAUUUGCUAAGGGAUAUUUGAGAUUUUUAGCUCGCGCUUUGCAGAAUGGAUUGUAAUUUUUUGUGUAAAACAUGCCGAAAAAUUGAUUUUUUCGAAUUUUAAGAUAAAAAAUCGAUAGUCAUAACCUAAGGAGGGUAAAAAAUUUUUCCAGAAAAAAACUUUUUUUAAAAGAGAAGCUGUGAAGAUACUGCCUCAAAUUUCCGAUAUUUUUUAGAUCGAAAAUUGGCAAAAAUAGGGCAAUUUUUUUUUGUUUUUGCGUACUCUUUCUCGCGCAAAAAUUGUUGAGUACUUGCCCUUCCGGAAAGUCACCGGACUGAGCAAAAGCUGAAAUAUUGAGAGCUUUACUUUUACAAUACCACUCAUGCAUUAUUUUUCCAGAAAAUUUGGGAAAAAAUAUUUUUCUUUCUAUGAAUAUUUUUUUAAUUUUUAUUUCUAAAAAUUUAACCUUUUCAAAAAAAAAUCAUUUUCCUUCAGGUAAAAACCCCAAAACCUCCAAAAAUGCGAUCAAAAUUUGUUUUUAGCCCACCCUCGAAAGGUUGCCCGCGUCCCAGUCCAAGAUUGAAUUAAGCCCGAAGAUCCAUUUUGGACCCUUUAUUUGGGCUCCAAAUUCUCAAGGAAAUUCUCAUUUCCUGGUAUUAAAAAUGGAUGAAAAACGCGCGCUGAAUGAUUAGUCUUUGGGGAGAUGGCCACAACGGAGUACAUUCUUCAUUUUUGGAGUUUUUGACGUCAAUGAACAUUUUUUUUGUUUUUGGAUUUUGUGGAAAAAAAGUUUUAGGAUUCCUCAAAAAGUAAUGAGUUCCUUUUUUGGGGAAAUUUUGAUUUAAAGCUGACUGAACAUGUUGUUAACAAUGCUCCAUGUUACUGAUAUUGAUUAUUAUUUUUGCCGAAUUUGGUUUGUUGAAAAAAAUAUUGCUACAAAUACAAGUUUCCGUUUUUUCUGGCCACCCUGUAUUGGAUGUUCGGGGAAAUAAUGGGCGCUCACUCGCAUCGAACAUUGCAUCGCCGCUGAUAAAAUGGAUUGUGUUGCGGCAAAAUCAAGUUGUUUUUUACUUCAGCGACACGAUCGGCGCAGCUAUACUCUGCUCACAAUUCUCGAGGGACAAAGCUUUUGAAUGGCGGCGCACUUUGCAGAUAUCUGAAGACUUUCUGUCCUAGCUAGUACUACAGUGAGGGACCGGAUCCAGUGGCAAAAAACGUCCCACUUUGCAUCCCGGAAGGGACCAAAACGUCUCCAAACCCUUCCCUUCUCUAAGCUAAAAAACUCCGCUUUGAAAAGCGCGCCCUUUCCUUCAAGGCGGGAUUUUCAAAGCGGAUUUUUUUAGCCUAGAGAAGGGAAGGGUUUGGAGUCGUUGUUUGCCGAUCCGGUCCCUCACUGUAGGCCGGGGCUUUCCACUACAAAUAAGGGAGGUCUUUCAGACGGGGCACAUACAGUGGGGGACCUGAUCCAGCGGCCAAAAGCGUGCCAUUUCGCAUCCGGGAAGUAUCAAAAAUGUGGCAAAAUGCUUCCCUCUCCAAGUGAGAAAACUUUGCUUUGAAGGGAGCGCCCGUUUUCCUCACAAAAAGAGCGGGCGCGCUUUUGAAAUCUGAGUUUUUUUCACUUGGAGAGGGAGGUAUUUUGCCACAUUUUUUGUUAUUAUACUUACUGGAUGCAAAAUGGUAUGUUUUUUUGCCACUGGAUCAGGUCCACGCCUGUAUGUGAGAAGCCGACAGAGUAAGCUAAACGUGGGGAGCGGUCAAAGAGAAAAACACUUUUUGGCCAUAUCUUUGCCAGCUUCGUGUGGAAAAAUAUGUUUUUUUGUGGAAACAUUGGAAACAUCACGCUUUACUGUAGAAAUAAAUACGAAACUUUUCAUGCCAAAAUUCGCAAACUUUGAUAUUCCACAUUAUACAUAUAUGUGUUGUUUUUCACUGUUUUGUGGUUGUUUAUCCGUAUUUUAUUUAUUUUUUUUUUUUUGAUUUUUUCACUUUUCAAACCACUGUAAUUUCAUUGUGAGAACGUUUUUAUUUGUAAAAAUCACCGUGUCGUUGUACUAUAAUUUUGUUUCGUGAGAGCCAUUUUUUCGAAUAUUCAAUUUUAAAACUUUAGUGAGUCAAAGCGGGUCAUCCAAGGGUACCUCACCUGAGCCAAAUCCAGCAAAUAAGACUGACAAUCGACCGGAAAAUAGGUCAGAAAAUCGACCCGAAAUUCGACAAGAAGACCGGCCAGAGGAAAGGUCAGAAAAUCGACCGGAAAAAAGGUCCGAAAAUCGACCAGAAAGUAGGUCAUCAUCAGCAAAUCGACCAGAAAAUCGACUGGAAAAUCGACCUGAAAAUCAACCAGAAACUAGGUCCAAAAAUCGAGCUGAAAAUCAACUAGAAGAUAGGUCAGAAAAUCAACCCGAAAAUCGACCAGAAAAUCGACCGGAGACCCCCGAACUGACCAACAACAAGGUCAUCGAAGUCCCCGAACACCGCCCUUCCAGCUCCUCGCCCCAUCUCCACCCCAAUCCCCAAAUAAAACACGCCCGCUCCGGCGACAUCCCCGCCGACCAGCCCACGCUCGCCGCGCACAGCCACAGCGCCAACGCCACUCCGUACAACGCGAACCAAGGCACGGGCGGGUUCGGCGCCCUGUUCCGCGAAACCAAAGGACACAUCAGCAACAUCCUCGACUCGGUCACGCAGAACUUGUUCACCAACAGAGUGAGUCAGGGUUGACGCAAGUCUUUAGGGGGGAAAUGGCUCGCAAAAUAGGGCGUAGAAAACUUGGGAGUUUGCAUAAUUUUUGGAGGAAAUUUUGUAUAAAAAUCAGGGAAACUGAUGUUAUGGGGAGAAAUUUUUGUUUUGAGCAGUCUGAAAACGUUUUGCAAACAUUUUUUUUCAUUUUUUGCUGUAUGGACCACUCUGCGAUUUCCAUGGUAUGUGAAAAUUUUCACCAUGAAAUUUUUUCUCAAAAAAAAAUGAGAAAGAAUUUAUUUUUUGUUGAAACAUUACCCUUUACGGUAGAAAUUGGUAUGAAACUUUUCGUGCCGAAACCCGGCAAAAAGCCUCAAAUUUUGGCUGACUUUCGAUCUAAAAAUCUCGGCUGUUUUUGCAAAGUAAAAGCGCUAAGAUUCUCGCAUCUAUUUUACAAAAAAAAAAUAUUCUAAAUUUGUGCCAAGUUUCAUCAAAAUCUAAGUGUCGCAUUUGGGGGUACUUCCAUAAAAAACUAAUUUUUAAAAAUCCUUCUUUUGCCACACAAGUUCCCAAAUUGCAUAAAACAAGUCUUGACGGUCGCAUUCAUCGUCAAUUCUCCAUUUCAGUUCUUUGGUGGCGCCGUCGAUCAAGUCCCGACGUUGGAAAGUUGUUCAUCCGGCUUCGAGCCCGCGACAGUGGACCGACCUGGGUUCGGGUCGCCGUUUCGGAGAAUGAAUGCCUCCACUUCGUACAACAAUUCCGCCAACGGAGGCGACGCCUUUUACGAUGUGGAAUUCAACGACACCAGAUGUCGGUUGUUGAAGAGAUAUGGCAGUGUGAAGGUUAUCGGAUCCGGUGCUCAAGGACUUGUUUUGUAAGUGAAAUUCUUGCAAAAAGCAGAGUUUGAUCGCUUUUUUCGCACUUUAUUUGACAAAAAAUCAUCUCUGAAAGAAUUAUAAACACUAUUUUCACCGAAAAAAUUCCGAAAAAUAUGUCAUUAUGACGGAUUUUUUGACAAAUUUUUAUAAGAUUAAAAAAAAUUUAUUUUUUUUUGUUCAGUCAACGUACCAAAACAUUUGCCAAAAUUUUGAAAAAAACUUACAUUUCCAAAAAAUAUGUCAUGAUGACCAAUUUUUUGGAAUUCGAAAAUAUCGAAAAAUCUAAUUUUAAAGUGCUGUAAAACAUUUAUAUUAUCAUGUCUAGCAAAAAAUUCAAAAAAAAAUACGUCAUGAUGACGUAUUUUUUGGAUUUUUUCAUCAAAAAAUCUCAUAAUCAGCAAUUUUAUAAAUUCAGUUUUUUCUUAAAAAAACGCAAAAUUUUACUUAAUUUACGGCUGCUUUUCAGAGGCGCUUUCGACAACGUGACGGCUACCAAGGUGGCGAUCAAAAAGCUGACCCGCCCCUUCAGCAACGUCACGCACGCCAAACGAGCAUAUCGAGAGUUCGCUCUCCUCAACCUGGUCAACCAUCGAAAUGUAAGGACUCUUUUUUCACAUUCUUUGACUUCGAAAUUUAGAUUAUCCAACUGCUGAACGCCUACACGCCGCAGCACUCGCUGGAGACCUUCUGCGACCUGUAUUUGGUCAUGGAAUACAUGGACGCGAACCUGAAUCAGGUCAUUCAGAUGGAAUUGGAUCAUGAACGAAUGUCCUACUUGUUAUAUCAGAUGCUGUGUGGUAUCAAUCAUCUGCACAAGGCGGGGAUCAUCCACAGGGUAAGCGGUUUUUUCGGGGAAUGUUUUUUUUGGGGGCAAAAUUGAUUUUUUGGCAAAAAGAAAACUUUUUUGUAGAUUUUUUUGCCUGCAAUCCAAGAAUUUGUUUGAUUUUGUAAUUAUGAGCUUGUCGGGAAAACAAUGAGCACAUCGAAAAUCGGAUCGCCGCCGAGAAAAUGAAUUGUGUCGCGGCAAAAUCAAAUUGCUUUUCACUUCAGCGACGCGGCUGUCGCAGCGACAUUGUUCUCAUUAUUUUCCCGACAAACUCAUCGUAAAAAUUUUUAUUUUUAAUAAAAAAAUCACAGGGGAAAUCCCCAGAUCUUAAUAAAGGCUCGUUUUUCACUGUUCGAAAACACUCAGGAUGCAAGCGACAGCCCAAAAAAAAGUUAACAAAAACGAAACUUCAGGACCUAAAGCCCAGCAACAUUGUUGUGAACCUGAAAUGCGAGCUCAAAAUCCUCGACUUUGGGCUGGCCCGGAACACCGGCGACACCGCCAUGAUGACUCCGUACGUCGUGACGCGCUACUAUCGCGCGCCCGAAGUCAUCCUCGGCAUCGGGUACAGCGCGAACGUGGACGUCUGGUCGAUAGGUUGCAUUUUCGCGGAGCUGAUUCGAGGCCGGGUUCUGUUCCCCGGCACCGACCACAUCGAUCAAUGGACCAAAAUUGUGGAAGUUGUGGGAACGCCGGGCCAGGAAUUCACUGGACGGCUGCUGAACACGGUGAGAACGUAUGUGGAGAACAGGCCCAGAUACGAGGCGAGGCCGUGGAAGGUGCUGUUUCCGGACAGCAGUUUCCCGGAGACUGUGGAACCGCGACUGUCUGGUGAGUUCUUUUUUGAGGUUAACGAGUUUGGCUGAUAAGUAGAAAGUUUGUGUUUCUGAUACGUAGAAAGUUCGCCAAGUUCAACGCUCAUAUUUUUUUGAAAUUUUGCGCAUUUUCUUUGACUAGGUCGCACAUAAAUUCUGAAAGUAUGAGUUCACGUUUUGCAGGGGAAGCAGAGAUAUUCAACAAUUUUUGCGGUUGAGAGAGUACGCGAAACCCGGACAGCGGUCCGAGAAAAAAAAUGUUUUUUGGCCUUUCUCCAAUUUCGCGAGGAAAACUAAUUUUUUUUUGUAAAACCUAGCCAUUUGUGGUUUAAAAAAGACAUCAAUUUUUCAUGGGCGAACUCAAAAAAAUUUCAAAUUUGGACCAACCUUUGCGGCUAAAAACCUCGGAUUUUUCUGUAACAUGCGAGUUAUAAACCUCGUAUCCGUCCUAGAAUAAAUUUCUCUAAAUUUGCGUCGAAUUUCAUCAGAAUCUAAGCAUAAAACUUUGAGCCCCGUCAGUUUCCAAAAAACCCGUUCAAAUUUUGAUUAUUAAACUUUUCAGCCGCCUGUGCCCGAGAACUCCUCUCCAAGAUGCUCGUGAUCGACCCCAACUAUCGUAUCACCAUCGAACAAGCCCUUCAACACCCCUACGUGCAUUUGUGGUACGACGCGGAAGAGGUGGAAGCUCCACCGUCCGGCCGCUACGACUCGGCGGUCGAAAGCGGCGAGCACACCGUAGAUGAUUGGAAAAGUAAGAAACCCUUUCGAAAAUUAGUAUCCUUCAAUUUAGCUCUCAUCUACAACGAGAUCAAGGAGUACGAAGGCAUUCAUGACAUCUAUGGCGGCGCCGGGCCCGAGAAUGACUUGUCCAGACUGCAGGGACUUCAGCAGCAACAGCAAGGUAAGGAAAAAGGGCUAUUAAAGUUUUGGAGGCAUGGAAAAUGAGCGGCGAAAAAGAAUUUUCCUCUGUACAACAACUUUUUUCGAUUUUUUUUUUUUAAAUUUAUCAUCCUUUUUCAGCGCCCACCGCCCAAUUCGAGCAGAUGGAAUGCUAA